AUGUCCAUCACAAAGGUAGCCUGCUUUGCCCACACGCUCAACAUAGCAGCCCAAAAACUGUAUGGUGUACCUGCUAUUGCAAGGUGGGCAGGAAGAAUCCGGGCCAUGGUGCUGUGGCUGAAGAGAAGCGGCUUAGCUAAGCCUGUUCUCAAAGAGAAACAGCGUCUUCUUGGUCUUCCAGAGCAUGGUGUGAUACUGGAUGUAAAGAACCGAUGGAACAGCCUCUUCCUCAUGGUGGAGAGAUUCGUGGAGCAGUUUCCUGCGCUCCAAGCAGCCUCCGUGGAUCCUCGCUUGAAAAGAUCAAUGGAGAGGGACAGGCUGGAGAGGCUGAGUGCUGAUGACUUGGCUAAGGCAGAACAGUUUGUCAGAGUUAUGAGGGUCCUUUAUACCUCCACCAUUUGCAUCUCUGCUGAAAAGAGCCCAACUCUUGGUCAGAUUCUUCCCAUCCUUGGUAAACUACAGCACCACUUCAGAGUCACAGCUCAAGACUCUGCAUUUACACAGGCCAUCAAGGAGAAGAUCUGGGGUGACCUUUCUCAGCGAUACCAGGAUGAGCGUACCAGGCAGUUCUUGGAGGAGGGCACGGCCUUGGACCCAAGAUUUAAGAAUAAGGUGGCAGGUCACGAUGUGUGGGCCAGACUGGUGAAUGAGUUGCUGACACGACAGAAUGAAGGUGUAGCAGCCCAGCAGAUGGAGCUGACGGCUGAUGAUGACCGUGGUGAAGACUCAUCCUCUGAUGACGACACUAUGGUGGUCAGGGUUCCAAAAAAGCGCACCAGAACGUGA
This is a messenger RNA of Engraulis encrasicolus (European anchovy), 786 nucleotides long. Its product is annotated as zinc finger BED domain-containing protein 4-like. Lineage: Eukaryota; Metazoa; Chordata; Actinopteri; Clupeiformes; Engraulidae. Gene Ontology annotation, cellular component: nucleus. The coding region runs from base 1 to 786 and encodes 261 amino acids. The record is from RefSeq and is a predicted model, not a curated record. Gene Ontology annotation, biological process: regulation of transcription by RNA polymerase II. The transcript has 6 exons.